AUGACUUCCCGGAUCGAGCGGCUGGCGAAACCCAAGCCCAACCUGCUGAAACAUCCUGACAGCAGAUCGGUCUACUGGCUGGACGAGCUGCCGCCGAGGAAGAGGGGAACGACAACCGCUUUCGCGAUGACACCUCGCCUGUCCCAGCUCGCCCAGGGGAAGCGGCUCCACCCCAGUUUCCAGGGAAUCAGGCCGUCUCCGGUGUGGCGGGUGAGCGCCGCGGCCCUGCGAGCGUCCCCCUCGGAGCGGGUGCGCCACUUGGCGAUGCCCCGCGUACCCGCUGAAGGCUGGCACCCGGACCGCCCCCUGCUGGCCACGGUGAGGAAGGCUGUGCUGACGGCCGUGCCGACCCCCCACAUCUGCCAGCUGUCCCAGCCCAAGAAACUGGCCACCCUGCCACCCCAGAACGCGCACGCGCUGCCCGCGGGGGGGCCGCAGCCGGCCAGGGUCUCGUCCCACAUCAGUAUCCUGGCCGCCCCCAAGUCGCUGCACCCAGAGUACCAGGCCGAUCGGCCCGUGUUGUGGUCGGUCCCGACGUCGGCGCGUCGCGCUGCGCCCAGCGAGCGGGUGCGAGUCCUCGCCCAACCCAAGGUGACGAUGGCGCUCUGCGAGGACCGCGACCCCUACCGCAUCAGCCGGGCCGCCCUGCGCGCCGUCGCCUCCCCCCGAGUCGAGGAGCUCAGCGCCCCGCUGCCGCGAAAGUGCAGGCCGCAGUAGUCGAGCGAGGAGACGGCGUCCGGGGGGGAGCGGGAGUGGGUUGGGGGGCGGGUUGGCUGGC
Messenger RNA from Scleropages formosus (Asian bonytongue), 778 nucleotides. RefSeq names its product sperm microtubule associated protein 2 (gene spmap2). The transcript is spliced from 6 exons. Gene Ontology annotation, biological process: spermatogenesis. Lineage: Eukaryota; Metazoa; Chordata; Actinopteri; Osteoglossiformes; Osteoglossidae. The coding region runs from base 1 to 717 and encodes 238 amino acids. The record is from RefSeq and is a predicted model, not a curated record.